Messenger RNA from Capsella rubella, 982 nucleotides. RefSeq names its product ras-related protein RABA5c. Gene Ontology annotation, molecular function: GTPase activity; GTP binding. The record is from RefSeq and is a predicted model, not a curated record. The transcript is spliced from 2 exons. Gene Ontology annotation, cellular component: endosome. NCBI's taxonomy places the organism in Eukaryota, Viridiplantae, Streptophyta, Magnoliopsida, Brassicales, Brassicaceae. Bases 83 to 727 code for a protein of 214 amino acids.
AAGCAAAUAAAGCCAAACAAAAGACUCCAUUAAUCACUCUCUCCUCUUAACAAAGCGUUACAGAGAAAGACACGAUCGAGAAAUGUCGGACGACGACGAGAGAGGUGAAGAGUACCUCUUCAAGAUUGUUAUCAUCGGUGAUUCCGCCGUCGGCAAAUCCAAUCUCCUCACCCGCUACGCCCGUAACGAGUUCAAUCCCAAUUCCAAAGCCACCAUCGGCGUCGAGUUCCAGACUCAGAGCAUGCUCAUCGACGGCAAAGAGGUCAAAGCUCAGAUUUGGGAUACCGCCGGCCAGGAACGCUUCCGUGCUGUUACAUCUGCUUAUUACCGCGGCGCCGUCGGAGCACUCGUCGUCUAUGACAUCACUCGCAGCUCCACUUUCGAAAACGUCGGUCGCUGGCUCGACGAGCUCAACACUCAUUCUGAUACAACAGUAGCUAAAAUGCUUAUUGGAAACAAGUGUGAUCUCGAGAGCAUAAGAGCAGUUAGCGUAGAGGAAGGCAAGAGCCUUGCAGAGUCUGAAGGUUUGUUUUUCAUGGAGACAUCAGCCUUGGAUUCGACCAAUGUAAAGACGGCUUUCGAGAUGGUUAUUCGUGAGAUCUACAGCAACAUUAGUCGGAAGCAAUUAAACUCUGAUUCUUACAAAGAAGAACUAUCCGUGAAUCGGGUUAGCUUGGUCAAGAACGACAACGAAGGAACAAAGACGUUCUCUUGCUGUUCGAGGUAACACCUUUGUACCGAUUUCUCUUUGUCAUGAGGAUUGGUUUCGGGUUGAAACUUAUAGAAAGACAUAGACAUUAUUUAAGCUCUCAAAAGAAGAAGAAUUUUUGAGUUUCUUUGUUAUAGAUACAGAAGAAAUAUGAGCAAAAUUGGAUAAGAAGUUUGGUCAGUGUAUAAGUUGUGUACUCAUUUAUACUUCCUACUUGUAACUUUUGUAAACUUGCGAGUGUUAAGUCAAUUUUUAUAUUUUCCAGUUGCUCUU